GCGUUUCCGAUUGGGUCCGGCUGAAAUAGGCCCGUUCGAAGUCUACGAGCGUCCCGCGCCGCACACGCGAAUUUUCCGCAGGAAAAUCGUCGAAUUUUUCACGGGCAAGAAUGAUCGUGGGCGAUUUCUCGAUCUUGCGGAAUUGAAGUCGGGUCGGAUGCGUUGCACGACCUUGCCGUAUUGGGGAUCAGCGGCCCGACACUGACUUAUUUUCCGGUUGUUAUUUCGGAUUGGUUAGUUGGAAAUUGCGAUCUUUCCUUUGCGUUCCCCGACUCGUACAUUGAAAGUGAUAAACGUGAUUCUUGAGAGAUAGUUUAGUGUUGAGAUUGUUUGAUUUGUGGGGUUCUCUUGGAUAUCCAGUGAUCCAGAUUGAUUAAGUGAAUUAUCAAAGGAUGUCGAUAGAGUGUUGAUAUUGUGUAAACUAUAUCCAGGCAACUGUCAUAACAACUCUUGUGACAAUGAAGUUCUACGCAGUCAUCUUUUUUAUCUGCUUCGUACUCUUCCAGUCAGCAAUCACAGGUAUAGAGGGACUGCGGGACAUGCACAUGAACGUCCCCGAGGCAGUGAGGCUUGGCGAUACGAUCACGUUGUCGUGCAAUUACGACCUGGAAUCCGUGGCCCUUUACACCAUCAAGUGGUACAGGAACGAGGAGGAAUUCUACAGAUUCGUCCCGAAGGAGUCCCCGCCGUCGAGGGUCUUCGUCAUGCCCCAUCUGCAUGUUGAUGUCUCGAGAUCCAAUUCUACGGAAGUCACACUGCGAGAUGUCGAGAGAGAAACUUCGGGAGUCUUCAAAUGCGAAGUUUCCGCAGAUGCACCACUCUUCCAAACAGAUAUGCGUUCCUCGUCACUUCUUGUUGCAGAAAUUCCAGAUGAGGAGCCAGUUUUAAGAUCCGACGUACACAAAAUAACACCAGGAGCUCGUAUGACAGCUAAUUGUACAACACCAGGUUCCUAUCCUUUCAUGAAUGUCACGUGGCUUAUUAAUGAUGAAAAUGCUGAUCAGAGAACCGGUGUUCAAAUCCAGAACUCCGUUGUCUACUACGAUGCUCUGCCAGGCCUAGAAACAGUCCGCUCAACGAUCGUCAUCAAUUCAACCCAAGAUCUAUUCAAGAAUGGCCGUAUGAAGCUUAGCUGCGUCGCCUCGAUGUACAGCUUGUACAAAGAGAUAAGAGACAUGGAAAUCAUGGAGGACACACCUCAGAUAGCACCAAUCCGCGAACACAGCACUCACUUAGAAGGUGUUAAUUCCAGCAGCACAAAUUCCGUUCCCAAAUACUUUAUGCGAUUCAGUCAAUUCCUAAUCUUCUCGACGCAUUUGUGGAUGAGGAAGUUGGGCGAUUAAGCAGAUAUGUUUAAUUCAUUUUAGGCGAAGGUGUAUUGAAUUGACGCUAAGUGCAAAUUUAGGUGACUUACAUCCGUUUAUUCCUAGUGUGAAGGAGGCUAUUCGUACCAAAUGGAACUCUUGUUGAAAGAUCUACUUGUAGAGUAUGAUUGUUAUUGUUAUUCUGGUUGUGCUCCUACUAUAUGGAUUUUCUUUGUUACCCAAAAGACUAUGUCGAAUGCAUAUAUAGCUCUAUUUGCGAUGUACAAUGUAAGAUGUUGUGACGGAAACUUAUCUGUCUGAAUGUCACUUUUAUUCAGUUAUUCAUUAACUACAAUUUUAAGAGUUGCCUGCUACAUUAGGGUAACCAAUGAAAAUUUUAUGCCUAAGGAACCUCAAGCUCAAUAAUUUCAACAAAAUUAUUGCCAUUGAAAAUACUAACAAAAAGUUGAUGUCAAUAUAACUUUGCAUGACUUGCUACAAAGGAACUGCUGGCAAUCUAAAAUCCUACGUGGGAUAUAUAAAACAUAGAUGUUUCAUUCAGUCCCAGUGC
This is a messenger RNA of Coccinella septempunctata (seven-spotted ladybird), 1875 nucleotides long. RefSeq lists its product as uncharacterized. Bases 459 to 1343 code for a protein of 294 amino acids. Lineage: Eukaryota; Metazoa; Arthropoda; Insecta; Coleoptera; Coccinellidae. The transcript has 6 exons. The record is from RefSeq and is a predicted model, not a curated record.